AUGUAUUAUGCUAGUGAUGGAAAAACUUGUCAACAUCAAUAUGGUGGUAUUGGAGAAUAUAUAUCAAGCUGUUCAAAUUACAAUUUAUCUAAUAAUCUAAAAAAUGGAAAUGAUAUGCAUUAUUGUUCUGUUCGAAGAACACAUUAUCCUUCUAAUAUAUUAAUUACCAAUACUCCACAAGUUAUAAGAAUUAAUUUGAUACAUCAAAUUAGAAAUCAAAUUACUAUUAGUUGUCAUGCAGAUUAUCAAAUACUAAAGACUAUUAAAGGAAAAUUACUAUUUUCAUUAAAUGGUGCUAAUAAGGAAGAACUAAAUAAAGCAUUGCUAAAUAGUAGAGAGAUUUGUAAUUCUAAAAAAUUAGAAAGGUUUGUCAUUUAUGAGAAUAGAAGACUAAAAGAUUAUACAGACCUAUGGACAAUUCUGCAUUAUUUAGUUAAAAAAAUUUUAAAACCUAAAGGUUAUAUCUUAUUUUAUCAACAACCAAAUUUAUCUAAACCUGAAAAUUCUGCAGAACAUUACUAUCAGUUGAUAGUAUUUGAUGAGUUUUGGUUAUGUAAUGACUGA
This is a messenger RNA of Cetraspora pellucida, 564 nucleotides long. NCBI's taxonomy places the organism in Eukaryota, Fungi, Glomeromycota, Glomeromycetes, Diversisporales, Gigasporaceae. The record is from the annotation of a GenBank genome assembly.